Molecule: messenger RNA, 6225 nt
Organism: Leptomonas pyrrhocoris
Lineage: Eukaryota; Euglenozoa; Kinetoplastea; Trypanosomatida; Trypanosomatidae
Product: putative protein kinase
Exons: 1
Coding region: 1630-6225 (1531 amino acids)
Biological process (GO): protein phosphorylation
Molecular function (GO): protein kinase activity; ATP binding
Source: RefSeq, a predicted model, not a curated record
AGAAAGUAAAAAAACGGCAACUACGCCUUUUACUUUACUCAGUGUCAAGAAAAAGUGGGCAACGAGCUGGAUACCGCUUUUCCGUUUCUCCCCGAAUAAUUUCGAGGUGCGUGUGCGCACACGCCGGUUAAUACAGCCUUUUUGUUGAUUAGAAGCGCUAGCUUCUCUUCUUUCAUACUUAUCGAGUACCCAGUGACGCGCUCCCGGCUACUUCUAGGUUCGUGCCUUUUUCGCGGCUGCUGUGUGCUUGCGCGUGGCUCCCACCGCAGAUAGCACAGCGAUAAUCCAGCCUGCACCUUCUGCGUACUUCGUGCGGACCACCUAGCAUUCACAGGUGAAGUGUGAGUGUGUGCUUGUGAGAAUCAUCGCCGGAAAAGCAUCGUUUCCGUUCUGCUGCAAAGGAAGGGCAAAUUCAACGCCAAAUACACCCCUGCCGAGGCUUCAUCGGCACCGGCGUCACCACGGCUUCUCUCUCGUCCCUUUUUUCUUCGCUUUCUGCUUUCUUCUAUUUUUUUUUAAUUUUUUAAUAUCCGUGUGUUUUUCCACCGUUGACGACCCCGUCGUGCUUUUGCUCCUUUCUCUCUCUCUUUCUUUUUAAACUUCUCUGAAAACGCUGAAUCUGUUGGCUCUCUUAAUUCGCUUUCAUCUGAUUGUUGCUUUGCUCUUGUCGCCGUCUCAAAUUCUGCGUCGUCAUUCGCCGGAAAAGCCGUCCGUUGUCGUCAUCAACGCUCAGGAACGUACGUAUGCUUCGAAAAGACACCAAAUCAACACAGUCUUACGCCGAACUCACCCAAGCUUCUUCAACGCUGCUUUUUUAAACCGUCUCGUUCAGUCACUGUAAAGCGUGCUGUUCGUUUUGUUAUUAUUAUUUUCCCACUUUGACUGGUACGGGAGUCUUUUUUUUGUUUAAACAUAUGUAUUUUGUAUUUUGCCGGUGUUUUUGUUUCGUCUUGUUCUCGCGUGCACGGCUUCUCUGCCUCCCUUUUUUGAAUACAGAGUCUAUCAUCUGUGAAAGUAAUACACAUACACGGUUUGCAAGGCAGUGGCUCGCUUCCGACCUGCCACAGGUCUUAAUUCCGUUGUUUUUGCGUGUCUAUUUCUUCUUUUUUUUUCUUAUUUGGCGGCUGACGUGAUCUACUCUGUAACUGUGCUCGCAACUGUUAUCUUCCGCGAAAGGACGUGACAAGCCCACCUCAACGGAGCGCGUGAGAAAAAACAGGAUAGAUGGUGUACACAUUAUCGUAGCUGAUUCCUCUGCACCUCCCUGUUGUGGGCAUUUUUCCGCGUGCUGUGGAUAACACUGCAGGUUUUUUUUUAAGUUUCUCUGCUUUUAUUAUUGUUGUUAUCUUUUUGUUCACUAUUAUUAUUAUUAUUACUUUUGGUUUCUUGCAGCGGUUAAACAAUUCAGGAAAGCGUGUGGUGUCUGUGCUUCCUGCUGCGGCAUUCCGUUUCCCUCCCCUUUUGCCGUCUUUGAUCGUUUGAUAUUCCUGAUUGUCGUGUCAUCAUUGAAUUUUUUUUCCUUCUUCUGCGGUGUGUGUGUAUAACUAAUAUCCCCUAAACGAGUGUGCUUUAUUUUGUAUUUGAUACGUGCGUGUUCACUCUCUCCCGCGCGCCCCUGCAGGGCCUCGAAUGAACACUUCGCCUACGGCGACACACUCCCUUCCCGACGCGGCGCAACAGGGUGAGAAAUCGUACUUUGAGUGCCCCAAAUGCCACCGACAAUGUAAGAGCCGGACUUGGUUUCUGAAGCACCUGGAGACGUGCUUCAAAGGAUCCACUCAAGCCAUCACAAACGGGUCGACCAACUCACCCGUGCCCGCCUCGGGAGAGGCAAACGCCGCCACGCCGCCUGCGUCACAGCAGCAGCAGCAGCACUAUCACCACCACCACCGACUACCGCGCGGCACCGGCGCCGAUGACGCCGUUUCGUCGCCCGUGUACGAGUCCAUCGGGAGCUCCUCCCCCACCUCCUCGGUCCACUCCUACCAAGAAGGACAGAGUAGACGAAACUCUCGACUGAAGUUCGGCGGGGAGGGCCGCAGCGGCAGCAACGACAUGCCGCUGGACCUCAGCGACUCAGGUGUGAGCCCCAACUCGGGCGCGUCGCGUACCUCGGCGCUCGCCUUCGGCUUCAAACACUCGUACGCUGACCCCAACCAGACCGGAUCCAUGGCGAAGUCUCCCCACUGCAACGCUGACGAUGCGUCGUCGAGAGCGUUCCAGGCUUAUUAUAGUAACAACACUCUACCGAAUAAUAACGCUAGUAAUGGCGGCGGCAGCGUUCCGCCCCGUCUGUCGCACCGGACAAGCAUGUCACAGGGCAUCUCCUCGUUCGUGGGCAGCCUUCUUGGCCUACGCGCCGGCACCGGCUCCGGCGAGAGCGGCUCCGCUGCCUUCUCCAAUCAACGCCCGGUUGUCGCACCCCCCGCUGCUGCCGCCGUGACGUCCGGGUAUCAGGGGGUCAGCUUUGCAGAGGAGGUUGCACCGCAGCAGGCACCAGCGCGCCAGGGCAGCUUCCGACUGCACUCGGACGGCACGUGGACGCAGUACACCCCGACCGCGUCCUCCUCGUCCUCUUCGUGCGAUGACGGUGACGAUGCGGGGAUGAACGGCGGGGACUCGUUCCUCGCGCACUCGAGCCGGCAGUCCUCGCAGAGCCUCAGCCGCAACGGCACCAACCAUCGCGGCCCUCAGCACAGGAGCAGCAAGAGUUGUACGAGUCGGCCCCCAAACAGCCGUGAUCCAAGGAGUUCAUCGCUGUUCGCGGGAAGUCGACUGAUAUCACCCGUAGGACCCGACACACUCAGCGAGCCGCGAGUGUACGAGCGCAACGGCAGCGCCGGCAGCAACCGCAACGAGAGCGGGCCGGGCGCGGAAAGGCAUCCAUCGUUAAGUUUCGCUGCCACAUCGAGCCUGCCGCGUGAGCAAGAGCGGUUGGUGCCACGCCUCAUGAUGUGCGGCAACGUAGGGGACCAAACCCCGUUCGAGCGCAAAGGCAGCGGCGGCGGCGUCGACGGCAACGUGAACGGCGACCGCCUCUCGCGCUCGCAGCACGGCAGUGCCUCGCCAGGUUCGCUCAGCUGCGUUUCGUCGUCCGCCUCGCCGCUGUUUGCCCAGGCGAUGGCGAGCCCGUCGUCGCGGAACGUGAGCACCUUCCCCCAGCCGGGGACCAGCAGUGGCCGCAUCAGCGGCGUGAACGGCGGUGGGGGGUGCCCAAGCGGGGUGCGCACGCCGCGGCAGAGCGAACGCAGCGGUGCUGUCACGCCGCGACCGAUCUCUUUUCAGCGCGGCCGCGCCGUCGGCUCUGGUGGCUUCGGCACCGUCUACCAAGCCAUCCUCUCCGACGGCUCGCUGGCCGCCGUGAAGGAGCUGAAGCUGGAGAACACGAAUCUGAAAGCGAUUGACCGCGAGGUGCGAGCAAUGAGCAGCAUCCCUCCGCAUCCGAACUGCGUCCGCUACCUCGGCUCGCGGUACAGCGCGCACCACUACUACCUUAUCAUGGAGUACAUCAGCGGUGGCAGCAUCAACGCACUGCGCAAGUCCGUGGGCCGCUUCCGCGAGUCGGUCUUCCAGCGCUACGCCUACAUGGUGUUACUCGGUCUGUCCCAUCUGCACGCGCACGGCAUCGUGCACCGCGACAUUAAAGGUGCCAACGUGCUGUUGGAUGAAAGCGGGUGCGCGAAGAUUGUCGACUUCGGCUGCAGCCGAGACUUGAAUCAGGCCACCACCACGCUAACCGGCGGCGGGACACCGCUCUGGAUGGCACCGGAGGUGUGCCGAGGCGAGCCUGCCACUGAGAAGUCGGAUGUCUGGGCCUUUGGCUGUCUGUGCCUGGAGAUGACGAACGACACGGGGCUGCCGUGGAGCUUUCCGGCAAACAUCACACUGCAGGGCGUCGUCUACGCUCUCGCGUGCGCCAAGACCUCGCCGCCCAUCCCGACCGACCUCUCCCCAGAGGCUCAAGACUUCUUGCAGAGGUGCCUGAAAAUAGACGCGGACGAGCGGGCGACGGUGGCGGAGUUGCUGCAGCACCCCUUCUUCGACGUCGACUUGAUGGAGGACUCGGACGAGGACGAAAUGCUUUCCUCCUGCCCGCAGUCGGCGGUGAAGCGGGCGGUGCAACAGGUGCAGCGCAGCCAUAUUCAAGACGUCCGGGUAGCCGACAGCGACGACGGAGACGAUGAUGAGGUGCGUGCCGGCCCGCUCGUGCUGGGGCAGGCGUUAGGCGCACGGUCGCCUCGCACCAACCAGCCGCAGAAGAGCUCCGGCCUCAGCGGCAACGUCGGCGAUUUGAUCAUCACCUCUCAACUCACGCAUUCCAAGAGUCCCUCUGGUCCGCGCCUGGAUCACUACCCGCGCAGCGUGAACGUGGGCUUCAGCUUACAAGCCGUCGACGAUGAAGAUGACGAGGACGCGGCGGCGGGCAGCAACACGGAGGGCAGCGGUCAGCCCCAGCUCUUCCAAAGCGCACGGGCAGAGGCAGCCGCCACUGCGCCGGAGGAGCCCUCCGCGUUUGGCCCCGACAGCGAUGUCAACGAGGACGUGGAUGACACGCCGCUGCUGCCAUCCACGAGCGUGCCGGCGAGCCGCAUGCCGAUGCCCCCCAAAGGCAGCGCCGCCGGCCCCGACAUAGAGAACGAGGACGAGGACGAGUACACGCAGAUGAUUGCGGAAAUCAUCACCGAGGCACGAGAGGCGUACACAGAUGAGGAGCGGCGCAUGACGGAGCAGCGGCGUCGUCGCAACGAUCUAUACCCCAGCAGCGACGAUGACGAUGACGGCAGCUUCAGCGACAGCAGCCUCGACACGUCCGCCGGGCGUGCGGCGGUCAGCCGCGAGCGGCACCCACGUGCUCUGUCGCCCAGCGGCGCGUCCGGCGAGAUCACCAGCGGCAGCGAUGCCGACGGUGACGACGAUGGCAGAAGCGCGGACGGCGGAGGGCCACAGAAGCACAAACUGGGUGAUACCUGGCGAGCAGCGCACACCUCCCCCAGUCCGAUCGUUUCCCUACCUCAAGCUCACCCCCGCGGCGGCAGGGAAGACGCGAAAGUGGAAGGAAAACGCGGAAGUCUUCUGAGUGCACAGACACCGCCGAAUAUACAGACGGACCAAAAUAGCAUAGGACAGCCAGGGGCCACUGACAGGGGUGCCACCUCUUCGCGGUACGACACGACCCCACCGAAAACGUCGGCCGCAGACACACGGACGCCGCUGUCGUUGCUGGCUCAGACGCACGCGGACCCGCAAGGCGUCUUUCCUGUCUCUUCUUCAAACCCGCUGACGCGAUCGUCGGCGGCAGGAGGGUCGCAGCCUCUCCAACAGCAGUCACUGCUAUUCCCCUCCACCACCACCACCUCGUCCCUCGGCUCGCACCGCCCUUCCCCGCGUCACCCCACCCCAACAUCGCUGGCGCAGCAGUCCUCGGUGUUUCGCGAGGCGGCGCCACGAGAAACGAUGCGUGAGACCCACCUCUCCAUGAGCGCCGUGACACCGCCAAAAGGGGUCGCCGCCACGUCCAAUGGGACGCUGCAGUCGCCCCGCGAGCCGGGCGGUCCAGGGCGUUCCUCUGCCUCGGCGCAGCCUCACCACGUGCGCCUCUCCCCCAGCUUUCUGCCGCUGCCCACCGCCGCCGCUACGCUGCCACCGCCAGCCGUCAAUGCGACCGCGUCGACCGACGCAGGCCGCAACUCCGGCUCCGUGGACGGUCAACGCAGCCCACGCACGUCGCAGUCGCAGUCGACGCCGGCGCUGGCGGUGGGCGGGCCAAGCCGGCCGUCUUCUCAGGGAUCAACGGCGCUGGUCGCCUUCCCCCGUCACUCCCCUAACCGCGCCCCGGUGGAGUGGUACACCGGCGGAGCUGGGCGACUGGAGCGCAACGUGACGUGGCAGACCGGCGGUUCGGCAGAGCAGCCGAAGGAGCUGUCGAUGGCGCAGAAAGAGAUGCAGGAAAUGCUGGACUGGGGCAGAGACAGCGACCACCACUCGAGCACCGUCUCCUCCUCAUCCCCAGGCACCCUGAAGCACAGCUUCAAAGAUUCCUCUAGCGACAACGCGGGGGGGAGCCACGACGCACAGCGCCACCGCCGCAAGCAUCGCAGCGCGGAGAAGGAUUCUGAGAGCCCGGCGGCAAAGGAUCCGGUGAAAAGCCUGUCUUCGUCGGAGAAGGUAGACGGCAAGCGACGGCACCUCGGUCUGGGUCUCUUUCGCAGUCGCAAAAGCAAGUAA